This is a messenger RNA of Episyrphus balteatus (marmalade hoverfly), 3071 nucleotides long. RefSeq names its product dentin sialophosphoprotein (gene BOD1). Lineage: Eukaryota; Metazoa; Arthropoda; Insecta; Diptera; Syrphidae. The record is from RefSeq and is a predicted model, not a curated record. The transcript has 4 exons. The coding region runs from base 95 to 2938 and encodes 947 amino acids.
UUCGAAUAUUUUUUAUUUUUAUUUCGUCGAAAAAGCAAAACCAACAUCAUAAAAAUUUUCCUCAAAAUAAUAAAAAGUAAAACAAAUUGGAAAAAUGCACGUAAAUUUGGAUCCACUUUUGGUGGACAAAAUCGCCAAUGAAGUUAAAUCCCAAGGUGUCUUUGAUCAAUUUCGCAAAGAUUCAAUGGCCGAUGUGGAUACAAAACCUGCCUACCAAAAUCUUCGUCAGCGCGUCGAAAAUACUGUGAAUAAAUUUUUGUCCGCUCAAAUGUGGACACCAGAAAUGAAUAAAAAUCAACUUCGUGAGAGAUUACGAAAACAUAUAACAGAAGCUGGCUUCCUAGAUGUUGGCGUUGAACGCAUAGUCGAUCAAGUAGUCAAUCCCAAAAUAGCUACAGUCUUUCAACCAAAAAUCGAAGACAUCGCCUACAAGUAUCUAGGAAUACCAAAACCACAACCAACAGUUGUUGUCACUUCUUCCGAUGUUCCACCUCUGAAUGGAAUCUUGAAGGUUGAGACGGACUUACUUCCAACAGAUUUGGAACAGGUAAGUCCUGAUUCUGAUAAAUGUACAAUGAAAUCCGAUUCGAAAGAUGAAAUGGAAACCGAUGACAAAAUUGAUGACUUUGAAUCUCCCGCCUUUGAGCCAAUUGAGAAUAGUAAUUUUGACAAAGACAAAUUCGAGUCUAAAGUUGAACCCAAGCCGGAAGAAGUGAAGGAAGUCAAACCUGAAGUGGUGACUCCUCUGACAACUGAGCCACAUUCAUUUGCAUUCAACAAAAGGUAUCAAUCGCAAGUCAAGGAUGAAAGUUCAUCCGAAGACUGGGAUGCCGAUGAAAACAAUAAAACACCUCCUCCGGAACCACCACAACAAGUGAAGACUGAGGAAGUCACUGCUUGUGAUGAAUCGCCAGGCGAUGCCACACAAGAGUCCCAGUUGUCUCAAGUUUCAAGCGAUAGUCGUCUGUCGAUUGUCACAAAUGGAAACACCCAAGAUGAACAAUCAACAGCUUGUGAAAUCAAAGAAGAGAACAACGUGAAUAUAUCCGAAGAGGCACAGAUGCCAAAGUUCAAUGAGAACUCGAACUCUUGCUCUGAUCAGAAACCUUCAGAGCCACUUCACUUUGACAUAAAAAAAGAUGAAAUAAAAUUCGAAGGAACCGAACGCAAAACCGAGCCUCCAAGUGAGGAUACAUCGCCGAAUAUUAGCGAUGAACAUCGGGUAGAUAGUUCGAUGGAGAACAAGACCAUUGAUACAUCUGAGACGAGUGAUAUUCCCCUGCCGUCGCAUGAAUUUUCAUUUGAAAAGGAUUCUGAUUUCAAAUUUUCCAAAAUCGAAGUUAAAGUUGAUUUGGAAGAGGCUACCAAAACCACUUCCUUAGAUGACUCUGCUGACAGAGAGUUGCACAUAAUUGAAAAAUCAGAAAUGUCUCAGUGUUCUAUGUCGCAAAACUCCUUGAAAUCUCCGAUGGUUAAGCCAAAGUCACCAUCGGCGACUUCGUCUCCACUUCAUUCGCAUCAAAAAUCAUCAAGUCAUCGUGAUAAGGAACACUCAUCAUCACGACACAAAAAAUACUCCAAGGAUAGACGAUCUGACAGAGACAAAGAUAAAUACAGUAGUAGCAGUCAUAAGCUACCAUCGUCAUCCUCCUCGAGACAUCAUUCAUCCAAAUCGUCGAGUAGUCAGAGAACACCGUCAGAUCAUCAUCACCAUCAUCAUCGUAGUAGCAGCAGUUCGGUGCAUAAAUCAAAGAGUUCGUCAUCACGAUAUAGCAAAUCUUCACGAAGUCAUCAUGAUUCGAAGGAAUCACGUCGUAGUCGUGAUCGUAGCAAGUCAAGGUCAAGAUCGGAUAAAACAAGAGAUAAGUCGUCGAAGGAUAAAUCUGAUCGUGAUCGCAGUAAAAUUACAGUUGACGAUCAUUAUUCAUCUAAGCACAAGUGGCGCAAGUCGACAGAUUCUAAUGAUGAGGACAGCAGUCAAGAGGGAUCACAACCGCGUGGUCCUAAAGAGAGUAGUAAUUCACAGGAUAAUGGAACGAAUGGUACGCAUAACAACAGCAACACAUCGUCGGGAACGUCAAGUGCGAAUAAUCCAAAUGGAAAAGCUGGAGGCAUUGUUGCAGACACAACUACAAUAUCCAAUUUAUCUGGUCAGAAAAUUGUAAUUUUGGAUAAUUUGCUGAAAAGUCCAGAGACAAAUUUCAUCGAAAUUGGUAAUGCAUGUGUUCAAGUAAACUCAAACAAAAAUCAAAAAACAAUAACAACACCAACAACAACGAUGGUCCCUAAAAACGAUGAAGAGUUUUUGUUUUAUUUUGAAAAUGAAUCAAAAACCAAAGACGAUGUCGAAACUCGCAUAAAUAUCCUCACAAUUAUGAUGGAGAAUUUCCGAAAACUCUUAAAAUCAAGUUUGGGAAAUUCACGUGAGCCUUCGACAACCGAAUCGGAAUCGGGAGGUAAUGCUAGCCAUGGAACAGAGACCAAUUCGGUUGGUGAUCGACAAAAUUCUUUGUCACCUGUUGCUGAGGGUAAUGUUAGUGUGAAAAAUUCCAUGGAAAGUCCCAAUGAACAGGCCACCCUUACAAGUGCAACACUCACAAUUGAUUGCAUACAAUAUGAUGGACCUUCAAUUUCGCAUUGUUUGACCAAACGUUUCAAAUUUGACGAAAAUUCCAACAACAAGGUUUCACCAACAUCAUCGGAAUUGAGUGUUAAUUCGAAAGAAAAUGAUUUUUUGGAUAAAAACUUACAAAGCGAUAGCGAUUCUUUGGGUUCACGAGAUGCUGGUAAAUCUGAAAUGAAUAAGGUUAUAAGCGCUGUUGUUAAACGCAAGGCAAUUGUUAAUCGAAAUCAACGAUAUUCAAGUGAAGAUUUGUAUAAGCCUCGUCCGAUAUUGAGUCAACGAUCUAGGAGAAGAGGAUUGGAUGCAGUUAUCUGAAUUUAUAUUGAUGACCAUUAAUUAAUUAUAGAAUUAUUAGAAUUUUAAGUAAAUGGUGUUUUUGGAUUCAUGCACUCUCAUAUAAUAAAGAAGAAUUUUAAUUUGUUCACCAAAUAAAUUAAAUAUUAACUUA